This is a messenger RNA of Gloeophyllum trabeum ATCC 11539, 2188 nucleotides long. RefSeq names its product acetoacetyl-CoA synthetase. NCBI's taxonomy places the organism in Eukaryota, Fungi, Basidiomycota, Agaricomycetes, Gloeophyllales, Gloeophyllaceae. Gene Ontology annotation, molecular function: acetoacetate-CoA ligase activity. Gene Ontology annotation, biological process: lipid metabolic process. The transcript has 16 exons. Gene Ontology annotation, cellular component: cytosol. The record is from RefSeq and is a predicted model, not a curated record. The coding region runs from base 1 to 2121 and encodes 706 amino acids.
AUGCUGGGCGUCGGUCUUGUCCUCUGCUGUCAUGGUCUGUUGUAUAAGCCCGAGCGUCCACAGGAGACUCGCACGUUCCAACUGCUGAAGCUGGUCAAUCGCAAGUACGCACUGCAAUUGGAGUCUUACCAUGAUUUGUAUCGCUGGUCUGUGGCCCACAUCGACGAAUUCUGGAGUACUGUAUGGGACGAGACGGAGAUCAUUGGCCACAAGGGCGCCCAUGUAGUCGACAACUCCGCUUUACCGGCGACAAACCCUCCGUGGUUCGUGGAGGCAAAGUUGAAUUGGGCAGAGAACGUGCUGCGCUCUCGGUCUGCGGAUAAGAUAGCGCUCGUCCAGGCAACGGAACCGACCUCUUCUGCUCCGGACCCUCUGCUUCGAACCGUGACGUAUGCUGGACUCUACUCUCUUGUCGCCGAUCUUGUGUCCGCACUCCUUUCGCUCGGUCUAAAGGCAGGCGAUCGCGUCGCGGCUUAUUCUUCCAACUGUAUAGAGAAUGUAGCAGCUUGCCUGGCGGCCACUGCCAUUGGUUGCAUCUGGGUCAGUGCGGCCGCGGACUUCGGUGCAGAAGGCGUUUACGAAAGAUUUGAGCAAGUACGGCCGACUGUUAUAUUUUCUGUCGACGGAGUCGUUUACAAUGGCAAAGUACACCCACACGUGCCCAAGUUCUCCUCACUCCUGUCAAGCUUACGGUCCGAGGGUAUCUCCCCGAAAGUGGUCGUAGUGAAUGCUAUCACCACUCAAGGAGAUCGGACGGGCUGGCAAGGCGACUGGAUCAGCUGGAGUAACUUCGUAAAUGAAGGGAAGAUGAAGAAGCUAGGAAGAGAUAAGGGCGGCGAGAUUGAAUGGAGCCGUCAGAAGUUCGACUGGCCUCUGUGGAUCCUGUUCAGCUCUGGGACAACCGGACGGCCUAAGCCUAUAGUGCACCGUGCAGGCGGUUUGCUUCUGCAAGCCAAGAAGGAGCUCAUGAUCUGCGCCGAUCUCAAGCCUGAAGACGUGUUUUUCUAUUAUACGACCACUGGAUGGAUGAUGUGGAACUUCUUGGUGGCGGGCCUCACUGUAGGGUGUACGCUAGUCCUGUACGACGGCAGUCCGCUCAAGGACCCAUCCUAUCUUUGGCGGCUCACCGAUGACCUGGGCAUAACGAUCUUUGGCACGAGUGCUAAAUAUCUCGACCAGUUGUCUAAAGUCUACAGGCCUCGAGAACACCACAGACUAGACUCUCUCCGCCACAUAUACUCCACCGGCUCGCCACUGUCACCGCCACUCUUUGACUUUGUCUAUCAAAGCAUCAAGAACGAUGUUCUUUUGGGAUCCAUCACAGGCGGAACCGACAUAUGUUCCUUGUUCGCCGGCAUGUGUACCGCGCUGCCCGUGUACCGCGGAGAGAUCCAGUGUCGUAUGCUCGGGAUGGCGAUUGAGGCGUUCACUCCUACGGGAAUCCGCGCAGGUCCAGACGAAGCGGGGGAUCUGGUUUGUGUAAAGCCCUUCCCGUGCAUGCCGAUCGGCUUUUGGCCACUACCUGGCUUUGGGAAGGAAGACGCCGUGCAAGCAGCUAAAGAUAGGUACCAGCAAGCUUACUUCUCCGUGUUCCCAGGCAUUUGGUACCAUGGGGACCACGCUGUAAUUACACGCUCAAAGCUGGGGAAUGCAGGAGGCCUGAUCAUGCUGGGUCGAAGUGAUGGUGUUCUAAACCCCGGAGGCGUUCGAUUUGGAUCAGCUGAGUUGUACGAUGUGUUGGACAUGUGUUUCUCAGGCUCCACGAGUCACCCAACGGGAACUAUAAUUGACUACCUCGCAGUCGGGCAAUCGCUGGAAGGUGGGGCAGACGAAAGGGUAGUAUUAUUCAUCAAGUUAAUGGAAGGGGAGCGGAUGUCUGCGGAGUUGGAGAGGAAAAUUAAGGAGGAGAUACGGGUGCGGAGAACAGCCCGCCAUGUCCCGAGUCGCAUCAUUCAGGUGACCGAUAUCCCGUAUACGCUGAAUGGAAAACGAGUAGAAGUCCCGGUCAAGAAGAUCAUAAACGGGGCGCCGAUAUCGAGCAUUAAUCCCGCAACUCUGCGCAACCCGGAGUGUCUGGACGAGUAUGUUCGCAUCGGACAGCAGUUGCGAGACGAGGUGUGAGCUUGUAGCAUCCUGUACGAGCUCUGUUAGGCACGGAAUGUGACAUGAGGGUGUGACCGGUGACCGG